Messenger RNA from Nicotiana tabacum (common tobacco), 1521 nucleotides. Its product is annotated as putative aspartyl protease At4g16563. The record is from RefSeq and is a predicted model, not a curated record. Lineage: Eukaryota; Viridiplantae; Streptophyta; Magnoliopsida; Solanales; Solanaceae. Gene Ontology annotation, cellular component: extracellular region.
AUGGCUAUAAAUACCAGCUUCCCCUUUGCCUUAUUUCAUGGGAAGAAAUCAUUUUUAAGGAAAAUGAAAACACCUUUCCGCCUCAUAACUUUCUUCUUGAUCUUCUUUUUUCUUUCUAGUGCAUUGCUUCAUUUCAACCAAUGCUAUGCUAAGGAAAGAACCCCUUCUUCUUCGUUGGUGUUAAGUUUAACUCGUUCGAAAAAUAGCCUUUCGAUUCCCAAGUCUUCGUAUAACUCGGUGAAAAAAACCUUUGAGACAUUGGACGACAUAAUGGAGCCAUUGAGAGAAGUGAGGGAUGGUUAUUUGAUAACUUUGAAUUUGGGAACACCCCCACAAAUUAUCCAAGUGUAUAUGGAUACAGGGAAUGACCUUACUUGGGUACCUUGUGGAAACCUAUCCUUCGAUUGUAUAGAUUGUGAUGAUUAUAAGAAUCACAAGUUAAUGUCAAGCUUCUCUCCUUCAUUUUCAUCUUCUUCCUCUAGGGAUUUUUGUGAUAGCCACUCUUGUAUUAAUAUCCAUAGCUCCGAUAACGCGUUCGAUCAAUGCACAGUUGCAGGAUGCUCUUUAAGUAGCCUACUUAAGGGCACUUGCUCAAGACCAUGUCCUUCUUUUGCUUACACCUAUGGUGAAGGUGUUGUAACUGGAACCCUAACUAGGGAUACCCUAAGAGUACAUUCAAACCCUAAUUCUAAUAUUAGGGAAGUCCAAAAGUUUGUCUUUGGAUGUGUUGGAACAACUUAUAGAGAGCCUAUUGGGAUUGUAGGGUUUGGGAAAGGUCCACUUUCUUUACCUUCUCAAUUAGGGUUUCUUCAAAAGGGUUUUUCACAUUGCUUCUUGCCUUUCAAGUUUGCAAAUAACCCUAAUAUGUCAAGCCCUCUAGUUGUAGGUCAACAAGCUAUUUCUUCUAAAGAAAAUUUCCAAUUUACUCCUAUGUUGAAAAGCUCUAUGUACCCUAACUUCUAUUACAUUGGCCUAGAGGCCAUAACUGUGGGGAAUGGUGGUGCCACUGCACAAGUACCCUUAGCCUUGAGAGAAGUUGAUUCUUUAGGCAAUGGGGGAAUGUUGAUUGAUUCUGGAACCACUUAUACUCACUUACCUGAGCCAUUCUACUCGAAUCUUCUCACCGCUCUUGAAUCAUCGAUAAAUUACCCACGAGCAGAGGAAGUCGAGGCACGAACAGGAUUUGAUCUUUGUUACAAGCUCCCAUGCCCUAGUAACAACAUUAAUACUCUAGCUACCGAUGAUUUCCCUUUAAUUACAUUCCAUUUCUUGAACAAUGUGAGUCUUGUUUUGCCCAAUGGGAAUAAUUUCUAUGCAAUGGGUGCACCAAGAAAUUCAACAGUGGUGAAAUGCUUGUUGUUCCAAAGCAUGGAAGAUUCUGAAGAGGGGCCAGCUGGGAUUUUUGGAAGCUUCCAACAGCAAAAUGUGGAAGUUGUGUAUGACUUGGAGAAGGAAAGGAUUGGAUUUCAAAACACUGAUUGUGCCGCAGCUGCAGCUUCUCAUGGACUUCACAAGAAAUAA